Symphalangus syndactylus (siamang) is the source of this 764-nucleotide messenger RNA. RefSeq names its product G protein subunit gamma 3 (gene GNG3). NCBI's taxonomy places the organism in Eukaryota, Metazoa, Chordata, Mammalia, Primates, Hylobatidae. Gene Ontology annotation, cellular component: heterotrimeric G-protein complex. Gene Ontology annotation, biological process: G protein-coupled receptor signaling pathway. Gene Ontology annotation, molecular function: G-protein beta-subunit binding. The record is from RefSeq and is a predicted model, not a curated record.
CUUCCCUAUAGUCACUGCUUCUGCAUCAGAUACUUUCAGCUGCAACUCCCUACAGGGUGGGGCACCCAUCUCAGGCAGAAGGUUUUGGUACCCUCCACUGACCCUACACCCAGGGCUGCUACUGCCGCUUGUGGCUUCAGGAUGAAAGGUGAGACCCCGGUGAACAGCACUAUGAGUAUUGGGCAAGCACGCAAGAUGGUGGAACAGCUUAAGAUUGAAGCCAGCUUGUGUCGGAUAAAGGUGUCCAAGGCAGCAGCAGACCUGAUGACUUACUGUGAUGCCCACGCCUGUGAGGAUCCCCUCAUCACCCCUGUGCCCACUUCGGAGAACCCCUUCCGGGAGAAGAAGUUCUUCUGUGCUCUCCUCUGAGCUCCCCUGUCCCUUCUCCCAACUCCUCCCUUUUCCCUCUCCUGGGCCCUUCCUUAGGUCAGUAAUUGUCGUUAGCCCCUGAGGCUCCUUGCAUCCCAUCCCUAACCCUUGCCUGACCAUGUGAGGUUAUCUGAAGCACAAGGCUCACCCUCACCUAUCUGUCGACCCCAUUUCCUACCACCUUUGUGGCCGACCCCAAGCACCCCAGAGAUAUGAGGCACCCUUUGCUCCACCCACAGCAGGGCCCCGUCAGACUCUGCCAGCGUCCUGCCCGCUUCCCUCGGUGACCUGCUCAGACAAUGGAGAGAGGGAUGGGCCAGGUUCUUGCUCUCAGUCUCACCUGGAGCUACUGGGAGGGUAAAGCCAUUUGAAGAAUAAAGUCAUCCAGAGCCUCA